Thalassophryne amazonica is the source of this 7243-nucleotide messenger RNA. It is a transcript of the gene alpk3a, whose product is annotated as alpha-kinase 3a. Gene Ontology annotation, cellular component: nucleus. The coding region runs from base 131 to 5515 and encodes 1794 amino acids. Lineage: Eukaryota; Metazoa; Chordata; Actinopteri; Batrachoidiformes; Batrachoididae. Gene Ontology annotation, biological process: protein phosphorylation; cardiac muscle cell development. Gene Ontology annotation, molecular function: protein serine/threonine kinase activity; ATP binding. The transcript has 13 exons. The record is from RefSeq and is a predicted model, not a curated record.
GGCUUUACAUGGACGACACAGUCAGACUCUGAAGUGGUGACAUCAAGCUGUGGACACUCCUCGGUUGACUGUUGGUGACACAUAUUUCUUUGGAUAUUAACAUUUUUUUUUCCAACUGCUUCAGUGGAAAAUGACUUCCAGAAGACCAAUGAUUCGUUCUUUUUCUGGCAAUGGGAGACUAAGCAGCUAUAGUGAAGAUGAGGGCAGCUAUUCCAAUGGCCGUACAGAAAGUCGCAAGACUUACAUUUCAGAUGUUCGGCCUGAAAACAGGAGCACACUGUGCAGCAUCAUGGCUCAGCUGACAGAGGAUAUCCAGCCAUCCUUCGAUACCACCUUGAAAUCGAAGGCGGUGUCGGAAAACUGCAAUGUGAAAUUCACCUGUGUGGUUUCAGGUUACCCAGCUCCUGAGCUGAAAUGGUAUAAAGACGAUAUGGAACUGGAUCGGUAUUGCGGACUCCCAAAGUAUGAGAUUCGACGUAAUGGGAAAUUUCACAGCCUCCACAUUUACAACUGCACAUUGGAUGAUGCUGCCAUUUAUCAGGUGUCAGCCAGUAAUAGUAAAGGUAUUGUCUCCUGCUCGGGGGUUUUGGAAGUUGGUAUAAUGAACGAGUACAUGAUCCAUCAGCGGUUCUUUUCAAAACUGAAGCUGAAAGCAGAGAAGAAGAAAAAAGAGCUGGAGGAACAGAUGAAGAUGGGAGGUAAAGGAAACAUUCAGAAAGAGAAACCGCUGAGCAGCCCUGAACGUAGUCAAAGGAAGCGACCAGUUCCAUCAGAGGAAAUUGCAUCACUCCAGGAGGCCACAAUGCAGAAGGGAGCUGCUGCUGAAACAAAUGGUGUAACAUCAGAAGUCAAACAAACAUCCAUAGAAAAUGGUGUAGACAAAGUGAACAGCUCGGCCAAAAAGAAAAUGAAAAUCGCAAAUGGUAUUGAAGUUGGAAUUAAUAGUGGCAUCAGCAGAAGCCAUGUGAUCGGGAAAGGUAGUGAAAACUGUUAUGAUGGAGGAUUCAGUUUGGCCCAGUUUCUGGCAGAGACUCUCCAAUCACAGGAGGCUGAGGAGCAACAGAACCUAUCUCAAGGGGAGACAUCUACAGAGGUGGGCGUACAUUUUACAAGUGAUGGAAUAGAUGAUCAGCAAGAGAGCAAACAAAAAGAAGAGUGUGAAAGAGAGACAAGGCGAGAACAAGAAUUUGUCAUUGGCAGAGAAAAAGGAAAUGAAAGGCAGCCAGAGCUGCCGCUUACAGUAGCUCAUACCAAACAGGGUUCGGAAGUGAAACAUCACAGCAAGGUUCAUAAAGACCACGAACACCACAACCUACAGACAUCUAUCUCCUCCAUGCUCCACACAGUCAAAGACUUCUUCUUUGGCAAAAGCAAGAAGGUCUCUCGUGAACACACUGAGAAUCAGGUGAAAAAGCAUUAUCCUGCCCGGUCGCAAACACCACCGUCAUUUCAGCCACAAUCCGAGUGGAUUCCUGAAGAGUGCAAGCCUCUGACAGAGCAUUUUGCACCCGUAGACAGAGAUAAAUCAAAGGAGCCCUCAGAGAUCACAGUUAUAGAACAGUCAUUGUCAUCAGAUUCAUUGGCAGCAUAUGAACAUGAAGACAGUGGUUUGCAAUCAGACCUCCCACAAGUCCAUGAACUGCUCCCUGAGAGUAUCGAGGAUCCAAUGACACAGAGGAUCCCUGAAGUCUAUUAUUCCGUGGAAGACAUGGAAGUCUCUGUGGAAGCAGACAGCAGAGAUGCAGAUGAAGAAAUACCAGUGACCAGGCUUCAGGUUGAAUUCAAGGCCGGGGAGAAAACUUCUGAAGAAGUUGAAGUAGUAGUUCCUGUAUUCCACGAAGAAUCUAUAACUAGCUGUCUGGUAGUUUCAACCAGAGACGAAGAGCCUGGCUUGCUGCAGAUGAAAGCCCCUGAUGAAGAUAAAGGUUCACUCACAAGUUUAGAAGAUAAUCAGGCCCAGACCUAUCUUACCUCAGCAGUCGACAGCGCUAAAGAAAUGACUAAUGAUUCAGAAAAGGAGAUGCAGGUCAAUAAGACUGUCAAAGAAGGAACACCUGACACAAAAGACCACUGUUCACCCAAUGAGUUAUGUGAUGACGAGAAAGCUGAAGUGAAAUUAAAGAUGCACCUUUAUCCAGAUAUAGAAAGCCCAAACGUUACUGAAUUAUCACCUUCUCUGGAAGACGGAACAGAAGCGUGUGACUCCAAAAUGGCAAAUCAGGUGCUUUCAACAUCAUCUGAUAUGGCAGAGCACAGUGCAGAUGGAAUUAAUUUAAAAGCAAAGCCAGAAUGUACUUUGCUUGUUCAGGAAAUGAGUUUUGCAUUUCCGCCCACUGCAGAACCACAGGGUUUAGAGAUGGCUGACUUAAAAAUGCUGCCGGAACAUGCUCCUGCUACAGCAGUGGAAACCACAGAAGUCCGUGAUGUCACUGCAACCAAAUCGAGUUUAGAGAUCAGUGAUGAGGACAGCCAGCUGAAAGAUGCAUUGAUGGUCGCUUUGGAAGAAAAUUUAGAAGUGAACUUAUUUAACGAACCAAGAGUUAAUGAGGCGAUGGGUUUAACAGGUGAGAGUGCUAAAGAAAACAAUGAGAGUCUGCAGACUGAAAUGGAGAUGGAAACAACAGCUCUGGUUGAAGCAGAGCUUAUGGAUGAUGGGUUUAAGAACAUUUCAGAAGCAAACAAUGAAGAAAACAAUGCUGUGUCUGAAGAACACAGUGAUGUUUUAGCUCCAGAUGUUAGUGAGAAACAAUUUGGCUAUCCCACAGAGAAAAUCCCACAAAUCCAAAUAUCUACAAUUGAAGACGUAGCAGAUACUAAACUACCAACACCAGAUUUAAACCUAAAUGAGCAUAUUAUAAUACCAAAAACUGACAUAAUGGAGCUUGAAUUCAAAGAGUGCACUGUGCCACUAACAAUUUUGGCCCUUGAUAAGCAAGAAUCAGAAGGUGUGGUUUUGCAAAAGAAUGAUGCAACUGACAAGUCAGAGGGAGUAAUCCAAGAUUAUAAUAUGUCUGGAGGCAGAUCACCCACACAGAAAGGAAUGCCGCAGAAUUUGGACCUGUCACCUCCAGGGAAAGUAAAAGAAGUUGCACAAUUAGAGGAAGAGAGAGAGUCAUGUGAAAAUGCACACAUGAAAAGCAGCGAACAGCUUCCUCAGGAGGACAGUGCAGAGAUUCCUCUUAUAAACGUUUCAUGUACAGAUGACAAGGGAAUUGAUAGCGGUGCAAAGCCUCACGUGUCCGAUACUCCACCGCCACUCAAAGCACCAUCAGAGACUUUGUUUGUCAUGCCACCAAUCUCCGUCACUUGUCACGAAAGCGUUGCUGAAGACACAUUGUCCUCUCACAGGGAAUGGAUAGAAACAGAAUCCUCACCUAACUCCCUGAGUGGAAUAAAACAUGAUGUUGUUGAUGACAGCAUGAACACUAAACCUGAAAAGCCCCACAGAAAACAUAGAAUGAAACAAACGGCGCCAAAAUGCUCAAUGGAAAACACUCCUGCUAUCUUUUAUGAAAUGCCAAGGGUUGGAGACAGUGAGCUACAGGUGGAAAAAACAGGAGACAGCAGUGUCCCUGAAAUCUUAAAGACAAAAUCUACAAAAAUAGAGAGUUUGGAGGAUCUCAACAUCAACAGGUCAUCUGUGGAGAGACUGGGAUUUAAAACACCGACGUGUCCAACGCUGAGUCCGACGAGUCUUCGCAAAUUUCUGUCAAAAUCUGCAGAUCUGGACUUGGAGGCUGUGACAUCCGUCCCUGUAAUCACCGUGGGGGACCGACAGAGCGACAAGGGAGAUGAGGAUGUAAGCGAAGGGUCGACUCCAACGUCAUCUCUUUCCUGUGAAACCAGCCCACGGUUGAAAAGAAGAGACAGCUUGACGCUCAUUCGCUCGGCCACCCCAGAGGAGUUGGCUUCAGGGGCUCGCCGGAAGAUCUUCAUCCCAAAAGCUAAAGAUGAAGGAGAGGGAGUAGGAGCUGGUCCAUUAGCUCCAGAUGCUCAGGGCAAGAAGGAGACAGCAUACAUGUCGCCCAGCCAGGCUCGCAGAGCUGCUUUACUACAGGCACCCGCUGGGCAAAACACCCCACCAAUGGAGAGGCGCUCCCCGCUGAUGAGCCGUAGGAAGUCCACACUGGAGGUGCCAAAGGUUGCGGAGGAGACCCACACAGAGGAGCCCAUCAGCAUCAAGCUUGAGGAGAAACCUGCUGAAAAGAAGCUAGAUCCAUUGAAAGCUCCUCAGGUCAUUCGUAAAAUCAGGGGCGAGCCUUUCCCAGAUGCUUCAGGUCACCUGAAGCUGUGGUGCCAGUUCUUCAAUGUGCUCAGUGACUCCACCAUUAAGUGGUACAAAGAUGAAGAGGAAAUAUUAGAAGUGAAAAGAAGCGGCGGAGACGAAACCCAAGUAGCUCUGGCUAUCGUUCUCGCAUCCAGCCAUGACUGUGCCGUAUACGGUUGUACGAUCACCAACGAAUAUGGGACAGACACCACUGACUUUCUCCUCAGUGUCGACAUUCUGUCUGAGAUACUACUGAGAGAUGAUCUGGAAGUUGGAGAGGAGAUUGAAAUGACCCCCAUGCUGUUCACUAAAGGCCUAGCAGACUGUGGCAGUUGGGGCGACAAGUACUUUGGUCGCAUCAUGACUGAAGCAGUGCACCUCGGGGAGGGCUGUGCUCAUAAAGCCAGCAGAGUGAAGGUCAUUUACGGCCUGGAUCCCAUCUUUGAAUCUGGAAGCACAUGCAUCAUGAAAGUUCAAAGCCCCAUCGCUUAUGGGACCAAACAUGAGAUGAACCUUGCAGAGAGAAAUCAAGAUAUUACUAAGCAAGAGUGCAAAGUCCAAAACAUGAUUCGUGAGUACUGUAAAAUAUUUGCAGCCGAAACCAGAGCCAUUGAGAACUUUGGAUAUUCUCUAGAAGUGAUUCCACAGUAUCUGAUGUACCGGCCUGCAAACUCUGUGCCAUAUGCCACAGUGGAGGCUGACAUCGAGGGCGUCUUCCAAAUGUAUUGUAUGAUGGAACCUAAAGGCAAGUUGAUUUCCAGAACUGCUUCUGAGGUGGAGCAGAAAUGUUGCACCUUCCAGCAUUGGAUCCAUCAGUGGACGCAUGGCAACUUGCUAGUCACUUGGCUUGAGGGUGUUGGAAUGAAGCUGACUAACAUUAGAGUUGUGACCAAGUCUAAAGGAUAUCAAGGUUUAUCAGCGUGUGGCUCCGCUGACAUAUUUGAACAGUUCUUGACACACCAUCAGUGCAACUACUACUGUGGACUUCUUGGCCUGCGCCCCCUGAAGACUAUGGAGAGUCUGCAGCAGCCUGCCAAGAUGAAAGGUUCCAAGAGUCCCCUGCUCAACCGCAAAAUGAGUUCAGGAUCUGUAAGCCCACAGAUACAACGGAAAGGAAUACACAGCCCUCAGGCUUUGAGAAAGACAAGCCCAAAGGUGACAAGAAAAGUUCAGGAGACAGAAGACAAUAAUAAAGCAGACACCAAAACCCAGCCAGCAGAAAUGGUUGAUGUUCUUGAAAUGAGGUAGAAAAUGGCCUGCUAAACUUCUUUGCUUUCAGGUAUUUUUUUCUAUAAACUGUAAAACAUGAAAAGGUCUGUUCUGUUACAAAGGCAGGCAUGGACUUGAACUAUGGAAAAGAAAAAGGACAGAAUCUAUGACUUGUAUAAAAAUUACUGUGAAUUUUUCAGGUCAGAUUUACAGCAACCGAUGUACGUGCUAGUGCACGUGCAGACCCUGCACUGAACAUAGCCUCUAAAUAUGAAAUUCAUAUUUAAGAUGAAUGCAUGUACCUGAAUUGUCCAGAAGGUGGCAGUGAUCACUAUGUGGUAACAGCUCCUGACGUUUUUUCUUAUUCACGCAGACUCUGGAACAAUGAUCAGAGGUUUCGAAGCAUGUUUCGAGUUAGCCAUUAGCAAUUUGCAGUACUGAUGCACACGUUUGGAACCAUCCCCAAAAACAUGUUCUAUCCAUUCUUUAAUUACAGUUUCAUUUCACUUUCCUGUUGUAUAGUUUAACCCGUACUGUGAUGUCUAUGAUUUCAUGCAGACUCCAGAGCAGUGUUUGAAAUACGGGUUUCAAAACAGUAUUUUGAGUUAGCCCUCAAUAAUUUGCAGUACUGACAAAACGUUUUCACCAUCCCCAGCCCCAUCUUCUAUCCAUUCUUUAAUUCCAAUUUUGCCUUGCUAUUCUUUUGUAGAUUUUGACGCAUAUUGUGAUGUGUUCCUUUUCACGAAGACUCCUAAACAAAGUUUAAAAUAUAGGUUUCAGAGUGGUAUUGAGUUAUUGAGUUAGCAACCACUAAUUUGCAGUACUGACAAAAUGUUUUGGCACCAUCCCCAGCCACACAUUCUGUCUAUUCUUUAAUUCCGAUUUUGCUUUCCUGGUCUUGUGUAUAUUUUGUGUUGUAUUUGCACACACACUGGGCAUCGUGUUGCUAGUUUAACUACGUUUGUUAACUGACUCUCAUGUGACGGGCAAAACAGACAUGUUUUUAAAUAAUACGUAAGCAAAACAAAGUUGCUUUUGGGGUGGAUCUGGUGCAUCAGAGUUCAACACAAACUAAUUUGUCCUUGUUAUGAACUGUUAUCAAUUUGGUGAGUUACAAGAUUAUAGACUAUAUUGUUUUUUGAGUCCACACAACUGGCUGGAAUGGAUUAAUUCACUCACUCGCAUGCUCACUCACUCACUCAUCUGUAUUUUUGCUGUUCACGCCCUGUGCUGUUAUCAGUACAGGGAACAAAACACCCAUGUUUCCUAGGCUGCCGGUGAACCACUUCCAGUAACUGAAUUGUUAACAAGAGAAGCAGAGUAUGAAAGUCAAAUAAGCUGAAAUACAGAUUUCGGUGCCUUAUCAGCUUUACGAAUGAGCAAACAACUUACUAUUUCUUUCAUUCAUUAAUUUUCUACCUCCGCUUAUUCCAGUUACAAGUCAUAGGGGAGCUGGAGCCUAUCCCAGUGGAAAAUAUAUAGUGUUUUUCCUCUUAAAAUAAUCAAAGUGACAUCACCAGCACUUCAUACUGAAUCAUUUGCAGUAGUUCCAUUUUUCUGUAGCCAAAGACGUGUCAAAAUUUCAGUGUGAUGUGAAGAAAUUGUGGAAACUAAAUGAUCUCAGCUGCAUAAGUGGUUGAGGAAAUGUAUCCGUAGUAAAUGCUGCAUGUUUAUUUGUAAUAUACAAUAGGGCAUAAAGGUUAUUUAUGUUUACAAUUACACGUGCUUUUACCACAUUUAUUUGUGUCCCAAAACUGUACAACUUCU